UCACAAAGGGAAUAAUGAAGGAAGUGCAAGCUUUCAAAUUUACGGCCAGCCUCGUCCUGGUCAUAUGCGGAGCAUUGUUGCCCCAUGCAUACGCCUUGGAAAUGGAAGAUCUGUGCAAGUACUGGAAUGGAAAUGGAUAUGUGGGAAAUCCCAGUAACUGUCAUGACUGGGGCUACUGUCAAGGCAACAGUCUUGUGGCCUGGGGCAGUUGCGACGGUACCCUUGUGUUCAAUUCCCCGACAAGUAUGUGUGAGUAUGCCACGAACACGACAUGCUAUACCAAUAUUACCGAAUCGUGCAGCAUUUCAAGUAGCGCCUGGUAUGCACCAGUUACCAGCAAUUGUUCACAGUAUGCUUAUUGUAAUGGGCAAGGCACCAUUCUAUAUGGCGAAUGCCCGAAAGGUCAGGUAUUUUUGAAUUCCCCCCAACCCACCUGUGUGUGGGGACCUUGCCCGCAAGACGACAUCUGCGCCUUCAUUCCAAACAACCAAUAUGUGGGCGAUCCAGCUAAUUGUGGCGGCUAUCUACUUUGUUCGAAUGGCAUUGGAAUAGCUGGUACUUGUACCGCAUCAGAUAGCGGGCAAACAAGAUAUUUCGAUUAUACGCUCGGUGGUUGCACGACGACCUAUCCUUCAGUUUGCGGAGACUCUGGCAAUGCAGGUGAUGACGAUACUGAUGAUGAAACAACGACACCAGCACCAGUAACUUGCACAGCAGAAGGAUACAAAGACGAUGGUGUAACCUGUUAUGGUUAUGCUUAUUGCGCAGCAGCUUCAGGGAAUUCGAAAUGGGGUAAAUGUCCUUUUGGAUUAGAUUUUGAUCCAACCUCUCAAGAAUGUGUGUCCCCGGCCAGUUAUGCAUGCGCGGCCACUCGUAACCGUUGCAAGAACACCAAUAUGGUCUAUGCCACUGUGACAGGCACAAGCUGCAAACAAUAUACAUAUUGCCCGAAUUUAGGUGUUGGAACAUGCCCCUCUAACUACCCAUACUUUGAUGAAGUAGGGGGCAAUUGUGUACAAAAUAAACCGAGUUAUGCAAUUUGUGGUACAUCUUAA
This is a messenger RNA of Scaptodrosophila lebanonensis, 1055 nucleotides long. Its product is annotated as peritrophin-44. The record is from RefSeq and is a predicted model, not a curated record. Lineage: Eukaryota; Metazoa; Arthropoda; Insecta; Diptera; Drosophilidae. The transcript is spliced from 2 exons. Gene Ontology annotation, cellular component: extracellular region. Gene Ontology annotation, molecular function: chitin binding. Bases 15 to 1055 code for a protein of 346 amino acids.